Molecule: messenger RNA, 6376 nt
Organism: Gymnogyps californianus (California condor)
Lineage: Eukaryota; Metazoa; Chordata; Aves; Accipitriformes; Cathartidae
Gene: BMPR1A
Product: bone morphogenetic protein receptor type 1A
Exons: 13
Coding region: 317-1918 (533 amino acids)
Biological process (GO): protein phosphorylation; BMP signaling pathway; dorsal/ventral pattern formation
Cellular component (GO): signaling receptor complex; plasma membrane
Molecular function (GO): ATP binding; transforming growth factor beta receptor activity, type I; SMAD binding
Source: RefSeq, a predicted model, not a curated record
CCUCCCCCUUCGCCUUCCCUCCCGCCGCGGAGGAUGAGGAGCCCCCACCGCCGACUAAUAGAAAUAUGCAUUUCCAUAAUAUCACCUUUGAACUAAUGAAGUGGAAGUACAGAUGAAAACAGUCUGGAGGAAGCUUGAAGUACAAUACAGUUUCAUUCAGUUUCCUAAUUCUGAGGAGACAAAGUUGGAAAAGCUACAAAAGCAUCUUUGCAGUCAAGCACCAAAUCUUGUAUUAGGCUUCACCGAACAGACUAAGCUUAACAUUUGUCAAGCAGAAGGGCCAGUUGCCUUGCACAGGAAGGAUUAAAAGUGAACAAUGACUCGAUUGAGAGUUUAUGAGCAAUUACUUGGAGCCUAUCUGCUUAUCAUUCUCCAUGUUCAAGGUCAAAAUCUAGACAGCAUGCUUCAUGGCACAGGAAUGAAGACAAAUCCUGACCAAAAGAAACAAGCAAAUGGAGUAACACUCGCUCCAGAGGACACCUUACCUUUUCUUAAGUGCUACUGCUCAGGACACUGUCCAGAUGAUGCUAUUAAUAACACAUGCAUAACUAACGGGCAUUGCUUUGCUAUCAUUGAGGAAGAUGAGCAUGGAGAACCCACGCUUGCUUCUGGCUGCAUGAAGUAUGAAGGUUCAGACUUCCAGUGCAAGGACUCACCUAAAGCACAAUUACGUCGAACAAUUGAGUGCUGUCGGACUGAUUUCUGCAAUCAGGAUUUACAACCCACAUUACCACCACUUGAUAGUACAGAUGGACUUUUUGACGGCAGCAUUCGUUGGAUGGCAGUGUUGAUUUCUAUGGCAGUCUGCAUAAUUGUCAUGAUCAUCUUAUUUAGCUGCUUUUGUUACAAGCAUUACUGUAAGUCGAUGGCAAAGAGGCACUGUUAUAAUCGUGACCUGGAACAAGAUGAAGCAUUUAUUCCUGCUGGGGAGUCAUUAAAAGACCUUAUUGACCAGUCCCAGAGUUCUGGGAGUGGAUCAGGACUACCUUUGUUGGUUCAGCGCACUAUUGCCAAACAAAUUCAGAUGGUGAGGCAAGUUGGAAAAGGACGAUAUGGUGAAGUGUGGAUGGGCAAAUGGAGGGGUGAAAAAGUCGCGGUGAAAGUGUUUUUCACCACAGAAGAAGCCAGUUGGUUCCGAGAAACAGAGAUUUACCAAACUGUUUUAAUGCGUCACGAAAACAUCCUUGGUUUCAUAGCUGCAGAUAUUAAAGGCACUGGCUCCUGGACACAGCUUUACUUGAUUACAGAUUAUCAUGAAAAUGGAUCAUUGUAUGAUUUUCUGAAAUGCACUACGCUAGACAACAGGGCUCUCCUCAAACUGGCGUAUUCUGCUGCAUGUGGUCUGUGCCAUCUACACACAGAAAUUUAUGGGACACAAGGCAAGCCUGCUAUUGCACACAGGGACCUGAAGAGCAAAAACAUCUUGAUAAAGAAAAAUGGAACCUGCUGCAUUGCUGACUUGGGUCUUGCAGUCAAGUUUAACAGUGACACAAACGAGGUUGAUGUUCCCUUGAAUACUAGAGUGGGAACAAAACGUUACAUGGCUCCAGAGGUCCUAGAUGAAAGCCUGAAUAAAAACCAUUUCCAACCGUACAUCAUGGCUGACAUCUACAGUUUCGGGCUGAUCAUUUGGGAAAUGGCUCGGCGCUGCGUCACAGGAGGUAUUGUUGAAGAGUAUCAGUUGCCAUAUUAUGACAUGGUGCCAAAUGAUCCAUCCUAUGAGGACAUGAGAGAAGUGGUGUGUGUCAAACGCCUACGCCCAGUAGUAUCGAAUAGAUGGAAUAGUGAUGAAUGUUUAAGAGCAAUAUUGAAAUUAAUGUCUGAAUGCUGGGCUCAUAAUCCUGCCUCAAGGCUGACUGCCUUAAGGAUCAAGAAGACACUUGCCAAGAUGGUGGAAUCACAAGAUGUAAAGAUUUGACAUAGUAAAUUGACAUUGGAGAGCAAAGCUGGACUCCUAGAUCUUUUCACUCAGACAUGGGUGAGACCUAUGUGGAAAGAGGAAAUAACUGAGAUUCAGUAUAUUUUCUCAGCACACUUCUACAGGCUGCUAAUCAAAUCUUUCAGUACUUCAUGGACUGUGAUACUGAGAGCCUCUAUACACUACAUGCUACAUAUAUGGACAGCCUUGAUAAAAUACACAUUUUGUUUUUGUUUGAGCUGCAUUGAGACUUCAGUCAUACUUAGUGAGUCUCCAGUAAAACUCUGGGUACUGAAUUGAAUGUUCAGAUUACAGUGCUUUCUGUGAAAGCCUAACAAGCUAUAUGGAUUCAACAGAGAUGGAGAAUAUAAGCUUUUUUUUUUUGCCUUCUGCCUGGUAAAACCAAGUCAAUCCAUACCAAGUUUUUGUGAAACAGCCUGUAGCUUAUGAAUCUGUUUGUGAUACUACUCAGUUUAACAGUUCCUUAUGCCUUUAUGUGUGUGCCAGGAUUAUUUUGUUGUCAUUUGGAAUAGAUAAGAAACCAUUUAAAUGAACAAAGUUUUAUGGUCAGGGCUCCAUGCAUUUUGUGGCUCCACAAUCAGAGAUUUGCUACAGAAUUUACUCCUUGACAUUAAGUUAUCUUCCAAAAUCUCAAUUUUAACUUUAUUCUUGUUUUGGUUACAAGGAGAACUGUAAAAAUGUGAACCAUUAAUAAAUUAAGGAAUGCCUACCUAAGUCUGUAAAGAGCUUGAAACAAUCUCUCUUAGAGGUAUAGACUGCCUUGGUCAUCUCACUUACAAAUCUAGUGGGCUCCUUAAUUGGAUGGCUAUGAAAUUUGGCAUAUUUUUCACAAUGCCACAUGCAACCAGCGUUUUUGCUGUAGAAUACUUUACAUCUUAACAGAAAGACCAUUGAUGAUAUGUUUUGCGUUUCUACUUUAUUGGGACUCACUGGUAGGUGCCUGUCAUGCUCUGAACAUGACAUUUCUGUACAGGAGGGAAUCAGUCAGCUGUAGGAGCAUGCUUUUUCAUCAUUUGACAAAACUAGGCAGAAGAUAAGUUUUGAAAGGCUUGAGAAAAAGUCUAAUUUACAGACACAAAAGAGGGAAGGCAGGAAGCACAGGUCGGGCACUCAGAAAAUUAGAGAAUACAGUAAAGGUCAAGACCAGGAGAACUGAAUAUGUGAACUGUUGAAGGUAAGAUCCACAACGUGCAGAAGAUUUUGAGCUGGGUUGCCCUGAUGUAAACACAGGCGGCCACGUUUGUGGGCCACUUAGUGGACAGUUACAAAGUUCAAGAUUUGAGAUGGGGUAAAUCAGUGGGUCUUUUAAGUUCUAGUUAAGCACAUUUGGGAGGAAUGGCAUUGAAAGAUAAUUCAUGAAGAUAAAGUUAACAUAAUUGCAAAAUUUGGUCUUACUGUGCCAACUAUUUGGCAUGCACAGGAAACUAUAGUUCCCUCCUUUUCUUCACUGAUCCAGACAAGUUGGUUAAAAGCCAGAACCCCUCCAUGAGGUUACUGUAAGGUAGAAUUAUUGAUUUAUAACUCCUUUGGCACUUCUACUUUGAAGUUAGAAAAUAAUACCAUAACUCAAGUUGAAGCUUCAAAUGCGUGAAUCAUCUGAAGAAUGGAACACGCAGUAUUGGAACCAUUGAACCUGUUUGAUAAUUUAAGUGCCUAUAACUUUGUACUGUAAAUCUUGUUCUAGAUAACUUUAAAAAGGGAAGUUAUUUAUACGUUGUGUUUUGUGCUUUAGUAAAAAAAAAAACCACCUAAUCCUAGGUACAUGUGUACAAUUAGAUACAUGCACACACACACGCAUAUGCCAUAGUUGAGAUUUGAAGAAAAAAGUUAGGAAUAAUAUUAAAAUUGAUGAAAAAAUGUUAAAACUUCAGAUUGAUUUAUGCCAGAUUAUUUGUUGUCUUAAAAUAUGUACAUGGAGAUUGUUUUGAUAUGUGUUUAAAUUUCCCUUGAAAAUACAACUGAUAGAAAACAAUGUAAUGCAGAACUAAUGUGAUUGUGAACAAUUACAACCUUCUAACGUGUUAUUUUUUUGUUUUAAUUCUCUAGUUCACAUAAUGUAAAUGGUCAGGCAAAAGAUUGCAGUAUUUUUAUUUUCUAUUGUGAUGUACAGACUUUAUUUAACAGUUCUACAUAUUUUAUAGAAAACUAGCUAUUUCGAGGGACACUUCUUUUUUAAAAAAAAAUAAAGUCAUUACUUUUGUUCAGUAAUGCCUUUAAGUAUUAAUAUGUAUUCUAGCUGAGAAGUUCAGAGGUGUGUCAACUAUGGUUUUAACUUAUUUGAAAACAGCAAGAGAUAUAUGAUAUUGUGCCACAAUCCUCAUGAUAAAGGGCUUUUUAAAAAAACGUUUCUCCGUCCAUUGCCAAGAAAUAUAUGAUGAGUUUGAAAUUGUUAAUCAUGUCUUCGCGCAUAAUUUUUGCACAGGUAGUUGGAAAAUAUUUGGUAUGAGCCAAAAAAAGUAAGGGAUAAGCUUUUUUUUUCCUUCCUUCUGUAGGAUUUUUAUCAAUAAGAAGGAAAAAUGUUUAUGUAGGUACCCUGCUAGCUUAAACUUUCAGAGCAUUGGAGGUCUAUUUAAAUUAACCCACUCUUAUUUAGAAUAUUUUUUUUAUUUCUUUUAGAAGUUGCCACUUCUGUGGCAUUAUUAGCUGUAAACUUGUUUUGUGAAUUUUUUAAUUCAUUUUUCCCAAGUCUUCAGGAAGCCACUGCUGGAAGUGUGAAUUUUGAUAAUUUGUAAUUAUUCACUUAUUUUCUUCUCCAUUGUUUAGGCAUUUGCAAGGCAAUAGGAUGGUGAUCUUUGGUAGACAUCUUAAGACCUAAAUUGAUUUACACAUUUACUUUAACGCAGAAGUAGUGAGCUGACUGCUGCAAAGAUGAUCUUUAAGAGAAAAAAAAUCUUUCCGCCUUAAGCUUAACCUUAAUUUUUCAGUACUUCACUUACUAGGUUCAUGCUCAGUCAUACCAUGCAUAUGCGGUUUUCAUUGUCCUGAACAGGAGCUGCUAGGUCUUCAGCAUUCCUUGAUUCCCUGAUAUUCCAAAAAAUGUUAUCGCUAAAGGAUCUGGUUGCAUAAAGGACUUGAGCACACACCUACAUUCCAUGCAAAGUCAUUCACUGUUUGGAGCCUAAGUAUGUCUAUACUGAUAUUUUAACAAUCAUUUGGAAAAAAAAAACUUCACUCAAAACUAGCCCAUUAAUUUUUACGUAAUUAAGCAUACUUAGUGCAGACUCUUAAGCUAAGUUGUUGCUUUAUGCAAUACUGUAGAGUUCACAAGCCUGUAAGGUCAGUGAGGGUAAUAGGAUUCUUCUGUUGGAGUGUGAUUAAUCUCAUUUUGUUGCUCAAAAUUUUAAGCAUUUGUCAUCCAAAAAAAAAAAAAAAAUCCCCCAAAACUGGCAAAUGUGGUGGGUUUGGGUGGUGUUUUUUUUUUUAAUAUAAAAAUCAAAAGUGAUUUCAAUUAGGUGGAAAAUAAUUUGAGUCACGUAAUUCUUACUAUUUCAGCAGCUGAAAGGAAAGUUUUUGUGUUCCUGGUUAAGUUACCUCCAUAGUAGUCUAGAAUCAAAUUUUAGAUCUUGAUCUAAAUGACCAUUUGAAUGUGUUUAUAAAACAAAUCAUUUGGAUACAUUUCACCUACUCUGUCUUCACAGACUGUAUUUUAACGGUCUAAAAUGUUUGAAAAGCAAAGAUACUAAGUUAAAAAGCAUUCUUUCACUAUUGCAGAUAUUUUUAAAGGGAAGUUACAUGCUCAUCUUCUGUCAAAUAUUAGAAUGAUUUAGCACUUCCUCAUUCUUCUGACAGUGCCCCUGAAGUCAAGUCUUUAUCCUGUGCCCACAAUCUUUAUUCCAAAAGGAGUGAUGUCUAAAAAUGACUGGCAAUGUUGCACAAUACAGUGCUUUAUGGAGCCAUGGUGUAUUAGCCUUGGUUGGUAUAGCAGAAGUGGAGUGCACAUUACAUCUAAUUUUUUAACAAAUCUCAUGUAAUUGUUGCUUUGUAGUAUUUUACCGUUGAAUGCAAUUAUAGAAGCCCACAUCAUGUAGUGACAUUUGUGCUCUGACAUGCCAUGCCCAAAAAGAAAUGUACUAUAUUGUAUACAAGAAGAAUAAAUAACAUUGUAGUUAACCUAGAGAAGAUGUAAAUAAAAUAUGAAAGAAGAGUGGAACAAGACAAAUGGUCACACUCUUGUGUGUGUUAUAUGCCAGAAGUGUAGAAUACUCCUUUAAAAAUGUAACACACUAAUGUAUUUUGUACAGCAUCUGCUUUAGAAGGUGCCUUAUUGAGUUUACCAUGAAUUGCUUGUUCUGUACACAGAUUAUGUCCAAUGUAUCAUUUUUAAGUAAAUAACCUUAUUUUAGUACACAUUAGUAAUGUGUUUUGUUACUAUAAGAUUUUGCCUUAAAAAUGUAAUGACUUGGAAAUCAUAAUACUGUAACUAAAUAAUUCCCUACU